Molecule: messenger RNA, 1165 nt
Organism: Culicoides brevitarsis
Lineage: Eukaryota; Metazoa; Arthropoda; Insecta; Diptera; Ceratopogonidae
Product: histone H3.3A
Exons: 3
Coding region: 120-530 (136 amino acids)
Cellular component (GO): nucleus; nucleosome
Molecular function (GO): DNA binding; structural constituent of chromatin; protein heterodimerization activity
Source: RefSeq, a predicted model, not a curated record
AACCAAGGUGUUCCUUUUAUCCGAACUGUGCGCCAUUUAAGAUUUUGUCGUGAAAGUAGCAACAUCGAAUUUCGUGUUAACAUUAUCAAAAAGUAAAUUUCAACUGAACAAGAAGAAAAAUGGCCCGUACCAAGCAAACAGCCCGUAAAUCUACCGGAGGAAAGGCUCCGCGUAAACAAUUGGCUACCAAAGCCGCACGUAAAUCCGCCCCAUCCACUGGCGGAGUCAAGAAGCCCCAUCGUUAUCGUCCCGGUACCGUUGCCCUUCGUGAGAUCCGUCGUUACCAAAAAUCGACGGAAUUGUUGAUCCGCAAAUUGCCAUUCCAACGGUUGGUUCGUGAAAUUGCCCAAGAUUUCAAGACCGAUUUGCGUUUCCAAUCUGCUGCUAUUGGUGCUCUGCAGGAAGCAUCUGAGGCCUACCUCGUCGGUCUCUUCGAAGACACCAACUUGUGCGCUAUCCACGCCAAGCGUGUCACUAUCAUGCCCAAGGACAUCCAAUUGGCCCGCCGUAUCCGUGGUGAACGUGCUUAAGCAGUCGCAGCAGCAACAACAACACAAUUUUCAUCAAAAAAUUACUUGACACUACAAUUAAUUAUUAUCAUUAUAAUUAUAUUACUGUCUCGUCAUUCGAAAAAACAAAAAAAAAAUACUUUUUUUCAUAAAUUUUCAUACAGUUCACAAAAAAAAAAAUAUUUAGUAAUUAAAUGUACUAGAAAAUGUAAGGUCUCAUAUAAUAUAUUAUAACAAAAAAAAAAAAAAAAACAAUUUUACAAGAUUUUCCAUUUAUGUGACAGGAAAAAGAAUAGAUUUUGCGUUUUUUUUUGUAUUGGAUUUAUUUAAGUUUUGUGUGUUUGGAAGUCUUCGAAAGCAUGCGAAAGAGAGAGAGAAUGGAAAAUGCUAGAAGAUUCGACAUGCAAAUUAUUUUUUAUUAUAUUUCUUAGAAAAUAAGCACCCCCUUAGCAUUUAGAGAAGAAAACAGCAGCAAAAUGUUUGGAAAGAUUCCGUGGAAGGCGCGUUGGGAUGAAAGUGAAGUGAAAUUCAUUCAGUCGAACAUCAAAGCACAUCAAUUUACGCCACCGCACCAAUCAAACCAACCACCAAUGAAUGUAACUUUCCACGAAUUUUGAAAUUAAAACAAAGAAAAUCUGAAUAAUUUUUUUGUAUUA